Molecule: messenger RNA, 2474 nt
Organism: Dalotia coriaria
Lineage: Eukaryota; Metazoa; Arthropoda; Insecta; Coleoptera; Staphylinidae
Gene: Stam
Product: signal transducing adaptor molecule
Exons: 8
Coding region: 199-1905 (568 amino acids)
Biological process (GO): protein transport to vacuole involved in ubiquitin-dependent protein catabolic process via the multivesicular body sorting pathway
Cellular component (GO): ESCRT-0 complex
Molecular function (GO): phosphatidylinositol binding; ubiquitin binding
Source: RefSeq, a predicted model, not a curated record
CGCUGUCUCCUGUCGUCAUUCAUGUCAGUCCGAAUAUCACACACAAGCAAUCCACACAUUUGGAAAAAUUAAUAAUGUAAAUAGAUUAUCCACUCGCGGCCACCAAGCGAACAAAACACACCGCGAUCGACCACCUCGACCGCACCACCAGGUUACCACCGUCUCACGUAACAGCUGCACCCGUUGAAACACCGCGCGAUGGGGUUGUGGGGGGCUGCGACACCGUGUGAGACCGAUGUUGCUAAGGCCACUGAUGAGAAAAACACCAAGGAGGAAUGGGGCCUCAUUAUGGAGGUGUGUGAUAAGGCAGGGAAGACGCCUGCCGCCGCCAAGGAUUACAUGAAGGCCAUCAUCAAGCGAGCCAACAAUACAGAUCCACAUGUUGCCAUACAAGCUGUUACGCUGCUUGAUGCAUGUAUAAAGAACUGUGGGAUGGUAUUUCAUCUGGAGAUUGCCUCUAGGGAGUUUGAGAAUGAAUACAACAAGCUGUUACAGAAGAGCCAUCCACAAGUGAACAAGAAACUGAGGGAGAGCUUGAAGAAGUGGGCUGAGAAUGAGUUUAAAAGUGAUCCACAGCUAAAUCUCAUUCCUUCAUUGUAUAAUAAACUGAGGAAUACUGGAUUAGAUUUUAGUUUUGAGGAACAACCAAAACGAACGGUGCAAUUAAGUAAGGACCCGAACGUAGUACAGUCGCAAGAGGAAGAGGAUCAAAUCGCAAAAGCCAUCGAACUGUCCCUGAAAGACGCCGGCGGCAGCUCGCCGCAUAAUAACAGCUCCGCUUCCGCAUACUCAUCCAAUGCGAACGCAUCCUCGUCGGCAGGUACAUCAUCAUUGUAUCCCUCAACGAAUGUCAGUGCGAUGGGUGCUGUUGCGGCGGGUGGCAGCGGAGCGGUAGUGAAAGAACAGCGUAAAGUGCGUGCGCUUUAUGAUUUCGUCGCUGCUGAGGACAACGAGCUGACUUUUAACGAUGGAGAAAUCAUAUUCAUAAUCGAUGAUUCGGAUCCGAACUGGUGGAAAGGCAGCAAUCAGCGGGGCGAAGGGUUGUUCCCCGCUAAUUUUGUCACGACUGAUUUAUCAUUGGAUCCUCAACAAUUAAUGGAAGAAAAAAAGAAGAAAAUUGACAUGUUGGACGAUUCGCUGGAUAAGAGAUUAGAUGAAAUCAAAGAAGAAGUCUCCGAGAUUGAUGAGGCGAAAAUCGAUCGACUUUUGCACCUGCUGCAUGAAGCUGACCCGACUAAUCCUGAAUAUGACACCAAAGAAAUGCUAAGUCUUGAACGUGAAGUAAACAGUAUGGGAACGCUUAUUGAUAAAGAACUUGAGAACGUAGAUCGAAAACACGCUCAACUGACGCAGCUUAGCUCCGAUUUGGUGGAAGCAUUGAGUCUCUAUCAUUCGCUGAUGCGUGAGCCGCCGAUUUCUGCAUUGGGCGGCAUUAAACAACCCGGUUAUCAUAAUUUUACUGGAGGACCACCACCUAAUCAUAUGCCGCCGCCUCCCAAUCAUAUGCCACCACCACCACAUAUGAUGUUUAAUGGAAAUAUGCCGCCGCAUUCCCAACCGCCUCCACCGCAUCCCUCGAUGUUCAACACGAUUGGUCAUGACAGGCAAUUCAUGCCUCCCCCGAAUGCUGUAAUGAUUCCCCGAAUCAUUUCAACACGCUGCCGCCUCCAAAUAUGUUGCCGCCCCAAGCGCAGCCACCACAACAGCAACAACCACCACCGCAGCAUCCCACUCAGAAUGGACCACCUCCGCCACCACAACAUCUCCAACAACAACAACAACAGCAGCAGCAACAUCAACCGCCGGCGAUGGUGCCUCCGCAUAUGCAGGCACCGCCGCCACAAAAUGAUCCAAGAGGAUUUCCUCCGCAGCAAGCAUUUAACGGCGCUUUUCCAGGUGGUUUGAAUCAUCCGAAUGCAUCGUUUACGUCUCUACCACCGCCGGGUGUUUAACACGGAUGCAAUUCUUUUCCGUUUUACCAAUCGCGUUAUGUACUACUAACUUUUAUAAAAAUCUCAUCGUUUCAAAACACCGGGUUUAUUUGAAUUGUAAGCAGAAUAAGAAAAACUAAGCCAUAGCGUUGCUUAUUAUAUCCGUUUAUGUUAGAUUUUAUUCGAUGAUACGAGAUGGCAACAGAUUUAAACAAUUUACGUUGAUGUGAUGCAAAAUGAGGAAAUAGGAACUAAUUAAGCGAAUGUUGAUUGAGAUUACUACUGCACUAUUUUUUUAAAUCAUGAAGCGCGCCUUCAAUAAAAGCAAAAUAGCGAGUGUCGAAAUUUUAUUAUUAUUAUUGUUACGUUCCGCGUAAUUCGGAGGCGAGAUGUAUGUUCUUUUGUUGAUGUCUGCGGUUGAGCGUUGAGAAUCUGAUGGAAUGGACGUAAAGUUUGCGAGGAGAUAUUUAAGACAAGAUACUGUAUAAUAGAUUAUAUGAUAAUAUAAAUAAAUAUUGCGUAAUAAAUAUUAUCAAUAAUAAA